This is a messenger RNA of Alnus glutinosa, 927 nucleotides long. RefSeq lists its product as uncharacterized. The record is from RefSeq and is a predicted model, not a curated record. Bases 398 to 682 code for a protein of 94 amino acids. Lineage: Eukaryota; Viridiplantae; Streptophyta; Magnoliopsida; Fagales; Betulaceae. The transcript is spliced from 3 exons.
GUCUCCCACGGAUCACACGCGAAUCCACAGCACAUAUCCCUCUCUCUAUCAAAUACGCUAUUUGUAGUAACUGCGUGGAUGGUUCGCCCCGGCAUAUUCAAGCCGAGACAUAAGGAGAUCACGCAGUAGAGCCAACCCAGAAGAACCCCAAAAACAAAUAAAGAAAGAAGAAAGAAGAAAGAAGAAAGAAGAAAGAAGAGAGAAGCUGUAGCGUAAAGCAAACAAAAAGCGUCAGCUCAGGAACGAUCUCAUCUUCCAUUUUUCCUCAAGAAUCUGAGCUGCUGGGUUGAUAUAUGUGCAUUUGUAUUCAUGUUUUGAGGAUAAUUCUUGGUUUUUGAUACUGGGUUCUGAUUGUUGUUGAAUGUUGGAGGUUGGCUGAGGAGGUAGUGUAUAAGCCAUGGUUCUCGACAGCAUUCUAGCUUCUCCUCAUCGUAGGUCACCAUCAUUCAGGAAGCAAUUCUCACGGGAUGAUUCAUUAAGCUGGUCAACACUCCUCCAAAGGCACCGGUUCCUUUUAACAGCUCUAGUUCUCCUGGGUUUCCUAUGCACAAUCUAUCUUUACUUUGCUGUCACUUUAGGGGCUACCGGGUCAUGUUCCGGUUUGUCUGGGGCUCAAAAAGCAUUGUGUCGAUUAGAGCAUGCAAAGGAUUCUGUGUCCAAGGGGAAACUGAAAUUCCUUUGACACAUAGAUGACAAUUCAUAAUUGGGAAGUUUUUCCUUCAUUGUUUCUCUUUAAUUCCAAGGAGAUUGUAUUUAAAUAUACUAUUAAGUUAUAAUAGGAUGUGUGCUGUUUCUGAACUCGAUCGUCCUGAGUCUUAUAUACAAGAAAUGUAGCAAAAUUUUCAUUUGGAGACUAUAUGUAACAGGCUAACAGCCUUGAUGUUGUUAUUUUGUUUUCAAGAAGCUAAUGUUAUGUUCUUUGAAGAA